Molecule: messenger RNA, 1445 nt
Organism: Notolabrus celidotus (New Zealand spotty)
Lineage: Eukaryota; Metazoa; Chordata; Actinopteri; Labriformes; Labridae
Product: claudin-8-like
Exons: 2
Coding region: 98-973 (291 amino acids)
Biological process (GO): bicellular tight junction assembly; cell adhesion
Cellular component (GO): bicellular tight junction; plasma membrane
Molecular function (GO): structural molecule activity
Source: RefSeq, a predicted model, not a curated record
UGUGUCAUCGUCUAUCUGGCUGUGAAGCAGCUCAACCAAUUUGUUCCUGAAGCUGUGAGAGUGCCACCAAAGCUUGUCUUUGGCUCUCUGUGCGACGAUGGCCUCGUACACCGCUUACAGUGGCUACACCAAGCCACCUCAGUCGUACGUGGGAACUUACUACGAUGAGAAACAGGCCCAGGCCUACACCGAUUAUCAAGACUCCAUAUAUGAAGAGAAAAAGAGAAUUGAGCGAAAGGAUCGUCGUGACGCCAUCUGCUGCGAGGUUGUGGCCCUCAUCAUCGGUUUCAUUGGACUCAUCGGGGUGGCAGCUGUGACAGGCCUGCCGAUGUGGAAGGUAACAGCUUUCAUCGAGGAAAAUAUCAUUGUCAUGGAGACUCGCUGGGAGGGUUUGUGGAUGAACUGCUACAGACAAGCCAACAUCAGAAUGCAGUGCAAGGUGUACGAUUCUCUGCUGUUUCUGCCCCCUGACCUUCAGGCUGCUAGGGGUCUGAUGUGCGCCUCUGUGGCCUUGACAACCUUCGCUCUUAUUGUUGCGGCAGUGGGGAUGAAGUGUACAAAAGUGGUGGACCACAGGGCUCGCACGAAGCAUAUUGUUCUUGUUGCUGGAGGCUGUCUGUUCCUCAUGGGCUGUAUCACUUGCAUUAUCCCCGUGUCCUGGACUGGCCAUGUCAUUAUCAGAGAUUUCUACAACCCUCUGCUGAUCGAUGCCCAGCGCAGGGAGCUGGGGGAGGCUCUUUACAUCGGCUGGGUGACUUCAGCUUUGCUUUUCACUGCCGGGGUGAUUCUGCUGUGUCGUCACGCUCCACGUACCCAGGACCCAGAAGAGGCGAUUGUGUACAACCCUGAUGCAAAUAUCUACCAACCAGGAUACACAUACCAGCCGUACAGCUACCAGCCAGCUUACACCUACCAGCCAGCCUACUCUGUACCCCCACCAGGAUCUGUGGCAUACACACCAAGUCAGUUCUAGAGGGAAAAUCAAGCAGAGACUAUUUUUGGACUUUUCUUUUAGUUUAAUAGAACAUGUUUUGGCACAUCUGAUAUAGAAGAAAUCAGUCAGCUACCAUUGCCAGAGACUGACCGUGGAAGAGGCCCGAUCUUUCAACUUUUCAAAGAGGGCUGAGUGUGUUUUAUUGGAACUGACUGUGUUCUGACCGUGUUAAACGGUGAUUAAUUACUGUAUAGUUUUGUUUGUUUUCAUAUGCUUUACACUGAAUUAAAUCACACGUUCAGGUAGCCUAUUUAAACUGUAAUAAAACAACAGUUCAAAGAUGAUUUCACAGUCUUUUCAGCCUUUGCUGACAUGCUCUUCGAGAACAAUUAUGCACUAGGCCCUUUUCAAAUCAGAAACCUCAUGAUGAGUUGAGUUCUUUGUCGAGUGUUUGUUGUAAAUAUGUUUUCAUAAUGCCGGCCUAAAUUUGAGGUCAUUUGUGGUUUCAAAU